AUGCUGGGCGUGGCCUACGAGGCUCCGUCCUUGGCCACCGGAUUCGGGGCUUACCUGGCCCAGCCGUUGCUGCGGGCGGCGCUGGAGCGGGAUCGGCUCCCGAGCCGGGAGGAGGCGCGGGAGCUGCUGGAGCGCUGCCUGCGCGUGCUCUACUACCGGGACGCUCGCUCCUUCAACAGGUUCCCGUUCCCGGCGCUCAUUCCCGUUCCCGGCGCUCAUUCCCGCGGCAUUCCCGUUCCCGGCGCUCAUUCCCGCGGCAUUCCCGUUCCCGGCGCUCAUUCCCAUGGAAUUCCCGUUCCCGGCGCUCAUUCCCAUGGAAUUCCCGUUCCCGGCGCUCAUUCCCGUUCCCGGCGCUCAUUCCCGUUCCCGGCGCUCAUUCCCGUUCCCGGCGCUCAUUCCCGGCGCUCAUUCCCGUUCCCGGCGCUCAUUCCCGCGGCAUUCCCGUUCCCGGCGCUCAUUCCCGUUCCCGGCGCUCAUUCCCGUUCCCGGCGCUCAUUCCCGCUUUUCCGCAGUUUCCUGGGAUACGUGGACAUGCUGGGCGUGGCCUACGAGGCUCCGUCCUUGGCCACCGGAUUCGGGGCUUACCUGGCCCAGCCGUUGCUGCGGGCGGCGCUGGAGCGGGAUCGGCUCCCGAGCCGGGAGGAGGCGCGGGAGCUGCUGGAGCGCUGCCUGCGCGUGCUCUACUACCGGGAUGCUCGCUCCUUCAACAGGUACGAGGUUGCCGUGGUGACGGAGAAGGGGGUGGAGCUGGAGGGGCCCCUGACCCUGGAGGCCAACUGGGACAUCGCCCACGCCGUCAGCGGUUUCGAGUGAUCUCCGGGAGCUGCUCCGGCCUCAGCCCGUCCCCCUCGAAUCCUCGCUUCACUCCCGGCCCUUCUCCCCCUCCGGAAUGGCCCAAUCCAGCUUUUUUUGGGAAUAAAAUCCAUCCUUUCCAGAGCGAUCCGUGUCCGUUGGUUAUUGGGGAUUCCUCCAAAAAAAAAAAAA
Cyanistes caeruleus (blue tit) is the source of this 984-nucleotide messenger RNA. The record is from RefSeq and is a predicted model, not a curated record. NCBI's taxonomy places the organism in Eukaryota, Metazoa, Chordata, Aves, Passeriformes, Paridae.